Pomacea canaliculata is the source of this 6000-nucleotide messenger RNA. RefSeq lists its product as uncharacterized. The coding region runs from base 216 to 5597 and encodes 1793 amino acids. The transcript is spliced from 3 exons. The record is from RefSeq and is a predicted model, not a curated record. Lineage: Eukaryota; Metazoa; Mollusca; Gastropoda; Architaenioglossa; Ampullariidae.
CGUGAUCAAGUAGACAGAGCUACAAGCGCAUUCCACCUGCGACCAGUCGGCCUGCUGCACGUCCGUGUAACCUACCCACGAUGAGGGCCGUUCUACCGUACUUAGGUAGUCAAAUGACCCAUCUGCAAAACUAACCACCUUUUUUGUGUCAUUUCUAUUUCCUGCGGCCAUCUUCCACAAGCUAAAAUCCAUGACUCGGGAGGAAUAUCCAUGUGAUGGAUUUCAAUCCCCUCGACUUGCUGGCUUCCACUGCUCUCGGAGACAAUAACUCGGUCCAGAAGGGUGCGCAGACAGAUCCACAACAGCCUAAGCCUGCAGGUGCUCAAGAGGAGGAAGAGGAUGAGCCAGACAAAAUUGGUGAUGAUAAAGAAGAGAAUGUUGAUGGUAUGACAUAUGAAGGUGUGGAUAAAAACUGUGAGAAAAGUGACAAAAUGGGUUCUGUGAAAAGCCUGAAGAAGAAAAAGGCUUUUUCCAAGUGUACAACAGCCACCAGUGCGGACAGUGCAUGUGCUGUGAAAAAGAGUGUGGAAGAUGUGCACAGCACUUUGCCUGCAGUUGUAAGUACACUUCCUGCACAUUUUCAGGAGGACAAAUGUGAGCAGGGAGUUGUGGUGGACAGCAAAGUUCAGGAGAGCAACACAGAAAACCGGCCAGUUGAAAAGUCCGCAGGAAAAACAUUCACACAGGAAAACUUUUCUUCUGACCUACAUAAAGAAAACAAUAUUGCUCUUGAACACACUGAAGACAAGCCAGAGUCUUUUGAAAACUCAAGGAUUUCAGAGGAAACAAAGACUGAUCAUACAGUGGUGACUGAAUCUGGAUUCGGUGAUUCGUGUGAAGAAGUUGCAAAGCAGAGCACUGAUCAUGAGCAGGAUUCAUCUCCAUGUGAGACAGUUUCAGAAAAAGAAUCUUGCUCAUCUGCCAAAGUUGUUGAAAAAGUGGAUCAUACCAACCAGGAAAGGAACUUUGCUGCUACAGAUGAGCAGACUGGUAGCUUGCUCCCUGUUGAGGACUUAAACCAGUCCCAAGCUGACAGUAAACAAGACAGAAAUGAACUUAAAAAUGAGUCAUGUGGCAGUUGUGAUCUGAGCACUUCGAAUCUACAGCCUCAACUGGGUGUGCCAGUUAAAAAAGAGGAAGAAGAAACCCAUCUUGGGGAGGUAUGUGAAACAAAUCUUCAACUCAACUCAGGGAUCAAAGAACUAGAGGCACCUGUGACAUGUUCUGAUGCUGAGGCCAACAAAGUUCCAGCAUCCUUGCAGACUGCAUGUCAUUCUCUUAGUUUGGUGCUAUUAGAUCAUUGUUAUGCUGUGGAUCCAGGAAGACCAAUUAAUCAGCAAAAUGCUGAUAUGACAGAUGACAGUGCUGAUGUAUUUGAGUGUGGUGAUGAAAGUGGUUCAGUAGAGGAUAUAGAACGCAGGCCACGAAGUUUGUCAGUGGACAGUAAUUAUCUGCAGUAUGGAUUACCAGGCACACCAAUGUGUAAUGAACAAGACCACCUGCCUCAAACAGACAAGUUAUCUCUUCUUUCACCAACACCCUCUGUGGAUUCCCUGUCAAACGACUCUGCUGCUUCAGAGAACUCAAUUGCCCCAGGAUCUUAUUACUCUAUUCUUGUGCAAGGUUCCCAGAAUCAAAGUCGAAUUUCCCAUCAGUCUGCCAGAAAGUUUUCGACAACUGAAAACCUUUCAUCCAUGGAUGAGCAAUAUUCUGGGAUUGAGCCUGUUAAAUUUUUUAAUCCAAACUCUGUGGAAAGCAAUAGCUGUACUGGAAUUGCACCAAAAUGUGGCAAGUUCCGGAUUGGAACUUUUGCAUCUUUUAGCAGCUCUAAUUUGGAACUUGACAGAGAUUCACAUGUGUCCAAAAGUAAAGACAGGUUGAAAAUUGGGAUUCCCACAGAGUCGGGCAUCAGGUCGUCCCUGCCAUCUCCAGCUCUUGUUUCUCCAGGUUCCCCAUUUCAGCUGCUGCAGUCUCCUGGGAUGGAGUGGGACCGCUCUGAUGCUGGAUCUGAUAUGCAGGAUGACCUUGACUCUACUACCACCGAGGAAAAGUACCUCAGCAGCUCCCAUGGUUCAGACAGUUUUGGAACCAGUGCUCAUUUGCCCUGGGUGCACUCUGUCCAUCAUGACCAUGAUUAUUGUUCUAGAGAGCUGUCUGAGACAGUCUUAUCAGGCAAGCCAGUGGCAGAAGUGAGGCCACUAAAAGUGGGCAAGCGAAAAUACACAAGGAGAAAAGAUAAACUAGGGCUUCUUGACAUGGAUGAUGAUACCAAAAGCAAAAUUAAAAGCAAAGGAAAGUAUUUAAAACGAGAACUGCUAAAACAGGACAGUCGGUUUUCUCUCCCAAGCAGCUUGGACAUCAAGCAGCAGGUGAAGCCUCUGUCAUCGUCAGAUCAGGUUACUGUAAAGCCCAAUCCAGUGGGUAGACCUCGCAAACGGGUGGACAAGCAAGUGGAAUCAGAUAUUGAUCCAGAAACAGGUACCAAAAUGAAGAUCACCGGCAAUUUCAAGGACCAUUAUGUGUACUAUUACAGCAAAAGCAACCAUAACACCAGACGAAAACUCAGAGAAGGUGUUCCGCUGCCUUCUUCUGACAAAAUAAUUCUGCCUGCACCAAAGCCAGGAGAUAUAGUUGUUCCGCAUCUGUCUGAUGCUGACAUUGAGGCAAUAAAACAGGGUGGCAGAGCUGCACUAAAAAAGAAUGGUUCAGGACUGUGUGGUGCGUCUGUGCUUUCUCUCCCUCAUCAGGACCACAUGGCUGACAUGGACAGCAAAAUUGUCAACACCAUCCUUAGCAUGGAGAGUGACAGUCUAGGCUCUCCCUUACCUGCUCAGGGUGAUGACUUGUCUGACCACAUGGACUUGUAUGAAGAGCAUCCUGCUCCAGAUACUGUGGGCUUCAUGGGUGAUAGCAUGGCAUUGACACCUGACCAGGUGGAUCUUCUUUUGAGUGUUGUGAAGGAUGUAGAGGUCCCCAGUUACCCUCUUGAACAUGGGGAACACAGACUCACCACUAGUCAGGCCUAUGAGUUCCUGACCACUGGGGACACUUCACAUUCUGCACCUACUGUUCUAGAUAGUUUGGCAUCAACAACUGUAGAAAAAGAUUUCAUUGAGUCCAUUAUGCCUCAUAAUGACUCCAAAACUGGCGUUGUGGGGAAUUUGGAUAGUGUUGCAAAUAGUGAUAACAUAAAGAUGGAGCCAUUUGAAAGAAGCGAAUUAGAUGAUGCAGCGAUGAAGGUGUCACUAAAGGAUGAACCGAAAUCUGACCAAGAUUCAGACAAAGGUUUACUUGAUAGUAAUAUGCCCCCAACCAGUUUGCCAAUGUCCACAUUUGACAAGACACUGGAAUUUCUGAAAGAUGAUUUUCGAACGGAUUUGUUUCCUGAAGCAUCCUUACCAGUGCAAGUAGAUGGUCCUAAUUCUAGUGCUCGUCUUUCAGAACAGCCACCAGUAGAGACCACCGACACACCAUGGAUCGUGACAGUGACCAUCUACUGGAAUGACAUUCCUGCUAUCAUCAUCAACAACCAACCCUAUGUCCGACUGGUGGACAUCCACAAGCAGAUUCUACCAGCCAAAGAUACAGGCAUCCUCAAGAAGCGAUGCCAGCUGAUGAACAUACCAGUGCAGAAUUGCACUGACAUGCAGCGCUACUUUCUUGUGCAGUAUGGUCGUGCUUAUAACUCCAAGAGCACUCUGGUGAUUACAAAGGACCAGGCCCAGGAACUGAUUGGCUACUAUGUUGACCCACAACCCCGUCUUCGCACAGAAGAAAGUGGCAGCUACCUUAAGAAGAGUGGCAGCUGUGUGGAGCUGAGUGCCCUGUCUGACAGCUCAUCUCAUCACCCAUCUCCUUUUGCUUCUCCGAGAAGAAGAGGAGGGUUUCGUCGCCGGGCAACACCAGCCACUAGUCGAAACCCAAGCCCUGUACAUUCUCCUAGGCCUUCUCCUAGUCCGGACAUCGGCCAAUCUCAACAACCUCCAACUUCGAUUCCAGUGUCGGCGCCAACCGAGGUUACCUUGACAUCAAAACGGUUACGUCAUAAAAAGAUAAACUUUCUGGAACUGUUACGAGGUGAGGAAUCCCCAUCAGCUGUGAGUCCAGAGUCUCCAAGACCAGAUGACACUUUGCUAGAUGCUGGCAUGAUAGAUGAAAGCACCUUUAAGGAAGAUGGCAGAAGAGGGAGACGCAAGAGGGGCCGCAGCAAAGACACGCAAGAUGGGGAAAAUCCAAUGAGACAGAAUGGCCGGGGGUUCAAGAAAAGAAAACAGGGUGAUGAAAGCAAAAUUACAUCACCCAAACAAGUAGAAAGACCAGAUGAGGUUGACAUCUCUGUUGAGAUGGCAAAUUCUUAUGAACGUGUAAAAGUGAAGAAACGGUCUCCUGGUCUGUCAGCUUCACCAGCGGCAGCUUUAAACAGGCCCAGGGCCUCCAGGUUUGGACCUUUAAAAGUAAAACUGAAGAGUUUGCUGCAGUUUCCUCGUCUCAGGAAACCACGCAAACAGUUAAUGGGGAGAAAGCCACAAGUAGCAGACGGGACAGAUUUGGGUGGCAGCAUGCCGCUCCGCGUUCUGAAAAUCACUCACCAGGAUGCUGAAGGGAAAGUGGCAGGUGGUGGAGUGAUGUCACAAGAAGCAGAGGUGCACCUUGACUUGUACAAACAACGUACUUCACUGUGUGUCAAGUGUUGGACAUGUGACAAGUUUCUGUCCGUGCCCAGAUUUCUUCAGCAUCAGCACUUGUCUUCGGGCAGCCAGUCUCUGACAACAGUCAAACAAUUACAGGUGCUCAUGCCCAUGAACAAAGAGAACAUCUCCGAAGAGGAAGAGCACCUGUGGAAUGAAUUUGUGCACCUCCAGCGACACUUGGACCAAUCCUCCAUCAUAACUGGCAGCCUCAGCAGGAGGCUUCAGCAAGGAGGGCUUCGUUUGCUUUUGUCAGAAGCAGCACCCCCAUCUAGGGUUUCCCUGUCAGAUGUCCAUUCCUCCCUGGGAGAGCAGCAUGUACACAGUUUCACGCAGUUAGAUGAUGUGGACCAGUCGGACAGUGGGCUUGCUCCAGAUUCUGUGGGCAGCUGCAUGGAGCAGGAGUCAACUCCAGCGACAUCUGUUUCCUCACCGGAUGAUGGCAUUGGUACUAAUUCUGAUGCCAGCAUUGCAGAUGAAUGUUCCAGUGCUUUAGACACUAGGACAGUCAGACACAAAAAAAGUGAAAUUCUUUUUCAAAGUAGCAGCUUUCCUCCACCUCCUUUAACACACACUGUGAAAGAAGAGAAAAAACUAGACAUUCACUUCGGGGAGCAGAAGACCCCAACCACCAUUCAUUGUCAAGGGCAACAGAACCUACCACUGAAAAUUAAACAGCACCGCAUGCGAAAGGUUUUCCCGUCUUCAAAUGUCCGCACAAGCUCUCGAAAAAGGAAGGAGAAGCAGUUUUUCUCUAUUGAGAAUUAUUCCUUCUCCAGAAAGAGUGCAAAGCUAGACAGUGCUGAGAGGCGUGAGUCUGGCAUGAGCUUAGAUGUAAACCAGUCCGCAGAUAAACCUGCCAGUGUCGUUGCCCAAGACAACGGGUCAGAACUUAUGUCUUUCACCUAAAUCAAGAAUUGGAACUGUAGAGGCUUCAGUUUCAUUUCAUUUGCCCAUUGAACUUUCUGUCAUGCCCUAAAAUCAUAAUGAAAAGUUUAGAUUCAUUUGUUAUGAAUGGUUAGUGUUUUUGUUAUUUGAGUUAAAGUGUCUAAGUUCACUACCAGCUCAAAAUAAAAAAAAAACAUGAAAAAAAUCUUGCUGGCUUUUCCCACAAUUCUUCCCCCAUCUUUCCUCACAGUGCUGAUUCAUACGUGUCUGUAUUUGUAUUGUACAUGGGCGUGUACACUGUACAUCUGUGUAUCAUACAUGGGAAUGUAUGCUGAACAGGAUUUGUGAGGUAUUUCGCCAUACACUUGUUGAUUUGAUUUUCCCUGAGGAAAUAGAUAUUAAAAUCCAGCUGUGAAAAAGCUAA